GUAUUUUUGUACGGUAGUAGAACAACCUAAAAUACUAACAAAAGAAAUUAAACGAAUUAUUCCCACAAAAAGAAUAAAAUCAAAGAUUGAUUUGACAAAAUUGCCACCAAAGACGAAAAUUGAUGCCAAUACCAUAGCUUUACUCGAAAGAUUAUCCCUAGUCGAUUGCGAAAGCAAAAAAGCAAUCGAAACUGUUGAAGCACAAUUAGAGUUUGCAGAUCAAAUCCUUCAAGUUGAUACAUCAAAUGUGGAACCACUCAUUACUCCAUUAGAGGAUUUACCUUUACAAGUAAGAGAAGAUAUUGUAACCGAUGGGAACUGUCGAGAGGUUGUAUUAAAGGGAGCAGUUUUAGUUGAAGACGAGUAUUUUGUAGCACCUCCAGGAAAUAUACCUUUAGAAUCCAGAGAAAACUUACUACACGACACAAAAGAUGUUAAAAAGGACUCUUGACCUUGCAACAAAUGGUGGUUUUUUAAAAAAGACUGUUUUACCUAACUAUAACAUUGACCAGUUCAAAAUUGGACCGCUGGGUCUACUCUUAUGUCAAAAUAUAAACACGGAAUGGUUGUAUCACACUCUGAUAAAUAAAGAACUUACAGUAUGUCCAAAUGAGGGGGAUAUUGAUAAUACCUACAACUUUGUCAAAAUUCUUUGUUCAAGUAAAUUGCCGUUUGGUAUCACAGAUGUCAACAAGCAAAAGAAAUCUUUUACAACUGAUGAAAUUGUUGAGUAUUACAAAAAUGCAAGCAAAGGAGAAAAGGUAAGUUUUGAAAAUCUACUUCGACAUGAAGAGGAUGUGUUUCUGAAGUUUACUAUAUUUGUAUCACCAAGUGAUUCUACCCAAAUGUUCCACCAGUGGCAGAAGCAAAGAAGGAUAUGGUUUAGGAAAUUUUCAGCUGCCCCUGGAAGAUAUUUACUGAGUGAUAUUAAAAAUGUGGAAAACACAAUACAAACUGUAGACAUCACCGCAAAAUAUUCCUGGGGAACACAGCUCUUGGAAACUAUUACUCUUAACAGAGAAGAUAAAAAUUUUACCAAUCAGCAACUAGAGUUUAAAGAACGAAAAUUUGUAACAGCUCAUACAAUUACAAGCCAGAUAAAUCUACCUACAAUAUUUUUAAAUACCAUUUGUGAUGCUUAUCAAGAACCAGUCUUUCAGGAUAAGGUUAGACCAAUGUUCCAUUUCCAUAGGAAGCUAGCCCCAUUCAAACUCAGUUUUGCAAUGACAGGCAGUUCACAAGCUAUUACAAAAGAACUUGAAGAUUUAGCAUUAUAUCUGUGCAAGCAACUUAGAGAAAACCAUGUUUCAACUUUAUAUCUUCCAAGUUCCUCUAGAAAUACUUUAGAAGCCCAGUAUAAGCAAUAUGAUCAGUUGGGAAUCCCAUACACUGUUGUUCUAAAUGAAAGGACCCUAAAUGAUGGUGUAGCUAAUUUGAGAAGCCGUGAUACAACAUUAAAGGAGCAGGUCCAUAUCACAGAAUUAGUCACAUAUGUAGAGCAGUUGUUUAGAAAUUAUUAAUUAUUGUUAAAAUGUUUUUAUAUUUAAGAAAUAAAUUUGAAUCUUUUUAAAUUA
Messenger RNA from Diabrotica virgifera virgifera (western corn rootworm), 1574 nucleotides. It is a transcript of the gene DNApol-gamma35, whose product is annotated as DNA polymerase subunit gamma-2, mitochondrial. Gene Ontology annotation, biological process: mitochondrial DNA replication. Gene Ontology annotation, cellular component: cytoplasm; mitochondrion. The record is from RefSeq and is a predicted model, not a curated record. Lineage: Eukaryota; Metazoa; Arthropoda; Insecta; Coleoptera; Chrysomelidae. The transcript has 6 exons. The coding region runs from base 432 to 1520 and encodes 362 amino acids.